This is a messenger RNA of Triticum dicoccoides, 1967 nucleotides long. Its product is annotated as anthocyanidin 5,3-O-glucosyltransferase-like. The transcript has a single exon. The record is from RefSeq and is a predicted model, not a curated record. Gene Ontology annotation, molecular function: UDP-glucosyltransferase activity. Bases 117 to 1571 code for a protein of 484 amino acids. NCBI's taxonomy places the organism in Eukaryota, Viridiplantae, Streptophyta, Magnoliopsida, Poales, Poaceae.
CAGCGACGGGACGCCAUGUCGACCACGGCUUCAAAUUCCCGCUAGGCUCCGGUGGUGCCACUGCUGGUGAGGCAUCAGUAACCCGGGAGCGCGCCAGUCGGUGUCCACGAUCUCCAAUGGAGAAGACCAUCGUCCUGUACCCCGGCCUCGGCGUGGGCCACUUCAACCCCAUGAUGCAGCUCGCCGCCGCGCUCCUGGACCACGGCUACGCCGUCUCCGUCGCGCUCAUCGGCCACGACUCCCUGGCCGCCGCCGUCCGCCGGGUCGCCUCCUCCAUGCCGUCCGUCCGGAUCCACGCGCUCCCGCCCGUCCAGGACCAGCCCGCCUUGGCGCUCGACGGGCCGUCGUCGCUCCUCCUCUCGUACCUCCGCCUCCUGGACCGCUACAACGGCCGGCUCCACGACCUGCUCUGCUCCGCCCGCCGCGCCCAUGCCGUGAUCUUCGACUCGCUAUCGGUCGGAGCGCUGGGCGUCGCCGAGGAGCUCGGUAUCCCCGCCUACGUCUUCUAUACCUCCUGCGCGUCCACCCUCCUCGCCUCCAUACAGCUUCACUCCGUCCUCGGUGAUGGCGAGAGCCGUCGGAAAGGCUUUAGGGAGAUAGGAGAUAGCCCCGUCGAGUUCUUCGGCCUCCCGCCCGUGCCGGCUUCGCACCUGCUCGCCGAGCUGCUCGAGGACCCGGAGAGCGACGCGUACAAGGCGACGAUGGCCGCCAUGUACCGGAUCCCGGAGGCCAGCGGCAUCCUGGUGAACACUUUCGAGUCGCUGGAGGCUCGGGCUGUGGCGGCUCUCAGGGACCCUCGGUGUCUCCCCGGACGGGUCUUGCCUCCGGUGUACUGCGUCGGGCCUCUCAUCGGGAGCACGGCCGACGGCGAGGCAACUUCACCGAGGCACGAGUGCCUUGCGUGGCUCGACGGGCAACCCGACCGCAGCGUCGUGUUCCUCUGCUCCGGGAGCAUGACGAGCUGGGGACUCCAGUCGGAGGAGCAGCUCAGGGAGAUCGCCGUCGGCCUGGACAACUCCGGCCACCGGUUCCUCUGGGUCGUGCGAGCCCCCGGCGGCGACGGCGUCCCAGAUCUCAGCGCGCUCCUGCCGGACGGGUUCUUGGAGCGCACGGACGGUCGCGGCCUCGUCAUCAAGCUGUGGGCGCCGCAGGUCGACGUGCUCCGCCACAGGGCCACCGGCGCGUUCGUGACGCACUGCGGGUGGAACUCGGCGCUGGAGGGCGUCACGGCCGGCGUGCCGAUGCUUUGUUGGCCGAUGUAUGCGGAACAGAGGAUGAAUAAGCUCUUCAUGGUUGAGGAGAUGAGGGUCGCCGUGGAGAUGGUGGGGUGGCAGCAGGGGCUCGUCAAAGCCGGCGAGGUGGAGGGCAAGGUAAGGAUGAUCAUGGAGGCUGAGGAGGGCAGGGAACUAAGGGCGCGAGCGGCGGCGCAAAAGGAAAGCGCCGCUGUGGCGUGGAACGACGGCGGCUCGGGGCGCGCGGCGCUUGCCCAGUUCCUGGCGGAAGUGGACAGCCGACAGCCGCUGGCUCGCGACGGGGAAGCUAUCGAUGGUGAGCUUUGGCAACCAGUGUGACGCACGCUCUUGCGGAUGCGGUUCCGGUGAUCGACCACUUUAGCUGAUUUCAGUCUGCUGAUUUUUAGUUUUGUGGUCAGUUGAUUUUCUGGCCGUUGAAUUGUGCUUUAAGAUUUGUGCAGUAUUUUUUUUUGCCACGCUUUUGCUGCUCGUACUAGGCAUCUAUUUGGGUCAGUCGAUUUUCUUCUUGAGCUGUAUUUUGGUGUGUGCAUGCUUUUCUCCAUGGGCUUGCUUUUGUUUUCUGCAUGUGUAAGCUUUUAUUUUUCUAUUUUUCAGUUGAUUGUUUUUCUUUACGUGUAUUUCCGGAUGUUGAGUGUGUGUAAAUGUAUACAUAUAAGUGCUACAUGUACAAAUUACAUUAUUGUAUGGAAACUUCACUCUUAUAUAUUUAUUCUA